GGCUGGGCUGUGCUGUGCUGGGCUGUGCUGGGCUGUCCUCUGCCGCUGGUGGCUUUGCCCUCUUCCGCGUCUCUCUUCGCUGCGCUGGGACUCGGGGGAGAGAGUACAUUAACAACAAACACAUGUCUGCACCGGAGCAGCGGAGACCGUCACAGCCGCUCUGAACAGAGAGAGGGGAGUGAGUGAGUGAGUGACAGCCCCGGGAAGAUCGAGAGGAGAGUGACAGCCCUGUGGGGACUGACACACACACACACACACAGCCCAGAGCAGAGCAGAGCAGAGACUCCGAGCUCAGUGCGAGCAGCAAAGCGCAGAGGCAGCAGCUGCUGCCACCAGGACCAUGGCUACUGCCACCAGGACCAUGGCUCCUGCCAGCCCCGGGGAGUGCGAGGCUAUGGAGGCUUGGCUUGAUGAUCACUUAGACUUUGCACAUUCAUACUUCAUCCGGAAAGCCACCAGGGAGAUGGUCAAUGCAUGGUUUGCAGAGCGAGUUCACACUAUUCCCACUACAAGGGAGACUGCGAGAGAAACCAGCCCAUCAUAUCAGUUGGCCCGAGUUGAGAACACAGCCCCCGGAAUUCCCACCAGGAAAAUCUCUGCUUCAGAAUUUGACCGGCCCCUCAGACCUAUUCUUGUUAAAGACUCCAUCGGGGGGUUAACGUUCGUCUUUGAUUCGGAUAAAAAGGAGCAGCUGCCUUCAAAAGUGCACAAAGUUGACUGUGAGGCCAUGCCGGUCAGUGAUCAGUGCUCCAGACUUUUAGAACUUGUCAAAGAUAUUUCCAGUCAUCUGGACGUCACCACGCUAUGCCACAAGAUCUUUCUCCACAUCAACAAAGUCAUUGAAGCUGACAGGUAUUCACUCUUCCUGGUGCAUGAGGACAGCUCCAAUGAGAAGUUUCUCGUGAGCCAUCUCUUUGAUGUUGCAGAAGGUUCCACCCCUGAAGAAACCUCGAACAACUGUAUUCGGUUGGAGUGGAACAAAGGAAUUGUCGGUUGUGUGGCAGCUACAGGCCAGCCGUUGAAUAUCAAGAAUGCAUAUGAGGAUCCCAGGUUCAAUGCAGAAAUCGACCACAUCACCGGGUACAAGACACAGAGUAUUCUGUCCAUGCCAAUAAAGAACCACGAAGAUGAGGUUGUUGGUGUUGCCCAAGCGAUCAACAAGAAGUGUGGGACAAGUGGAACAUUCACUGAAAAUGAUGAAAAGGAUUUCGCAGCCUAUUUAAUGUUCUGUGGGAUUGUCCUCCACAACGCUCAAGUGUACGAAACCUCACUACUUGAAAACAGGCGCAAUCAGGUUCUACUUGAUCUUGCCACUGUAAUAUUUGAUGAGCAGCGCUCACUGGAUGUAAUCGUGAAGAAGAUUGCAGCUACCAUCCUGUCCUUCAUGCAGGCACAGAGCUGCACCAUCUUCAUUGUGGACGAAAAUUCCUCUGAUUCGUUCUCCAGCGUCUUUCACAUGAAUUCUGCUGAGCUGGAGCAACCUGCAGUUUUCUCAAGGAGGGGCUGUGAUGUAAAUAAAAUGAACUACAUGUAUGGAAAGUAUGCGAAAAAUACCAUGGAAACACUGAACAUAACAGAUGUCUGCAAGGACACACGCUUCAUGUGGACAAAUGAAAAUGCAGAAAAUACAAACAAGCAAAUAAAAAGUUUGCUCUGCACCCCAAUUAAAAAUGGAAAGAAGAAUAAAGUUAUAGGUGUCUGUCAGCUCGUGAACAAAAUGGAUGAACGGUCUGGUGUGAUCAAGGCCUUCAAUAACAAUGAUGAGCAGUUCCUGGAGGCCUUUGCUAUUUUUUGUGGGCUGGGAAUCCAGAACACUCAGAUGUAUGAAACAGUUGAAAGGGCCAUGGCAAAGCAGGUUGUGACUCUUGAGGUCCUUUCAUACCAUGCAUCUGCUGGUGAAGAGGAGACUAGGGAGCUGCAGGUAACAGUGGCCAUGACAAUCCCUUCUGCACAGUCACUCAAGCUGUUAGAUUUCAGCUUCAGUGAUUUUGACCUGUCGGACAUGGAAACAACGUUGGCUACUAUCCGAAUGUUCACUGACCUCAAUCUGUUACAGAAUUUUCAAAUGAAAUACGAGGUUCUUUGCCGUUGGAUUUUAAGUGUAAAGAAGAAUUAUCGAAAACACGUUGUCUAUCACAAUUGGAGGCAUGCCUUUAACACAGCACAGUGCAUGUUUGCUUUGCUGAAGUCUGGCAGGAUUCAGAACAAGCUGACUGACAUGGAGGUUUUAGCUCUGAUCAUAGCAACACUCUGCCACGACCUGGAUCACAGAGGGGUGAACAAUUCCUUCAUAAAGAGGACUGAGCACCCUCUCGCUCAGCUCUACUGUCACUCUAUGAUGGAGCAUCAUCACUUCAACCAGUGCCUGAUGAUACUCAAUAGCCCUGGAAACCAGAUUCUAAGUGGCCUCUCUCUGGGUGAAUAUAAAGCCACUCUGAAGAUGAUUGAACAGUUUAUUCUAGCCACAGACCUGGCGCUGUACAUGAAGAGAAGAGAAGAAUUUUUUGAGCUGGUGAAAAACAAUCAAUUUGACUGGGAGGAUAAAGAUCACAAGGAGCUUUUAUUGUCAAUGUUAAUGACAGCUUGUGACGUGUCUGCAAUAACCAAGCCUUGGCCUAUACAGCGAAAGAUCGCUGAACUCGUUGCAACAGAAUUUUUUGAGCAAGGUGACAAGGAGAGAGAGGAACUGAACAUUGAACCCAUUGAUUUAAUGAAUCGAGAGAAGCGCGAUCAGAUCCCCAGCAUGCAGGUUGGGUUCAUCGAUGCAAUCUGUAUUCAGCUCUAUGAGGCUCUAGUAAUUGUAUCUGAGCCAUGUUUCCCAUUGCUGGAAGGCUGCAGGAAUAAUCGGAGGAACUGGGAGAUGUUGAUUUCACAACAACUGUUUAAUGGGGAGAGUAACUGAUAUUUGGUCAAUAAUUUUGGACAUUUUAGAUGACAUUGGAGCUGUCUCAUGUUCACAUUUUUAUACUUCCAUAAAGCAAGAACAAUUAGCUCCAAGCUGAUAGAGGUUUUAUCUAGGUUGACAUUUUCUGUGUGCAGUUUACUAAUUGUUUCACAUUCACACUCCGUAAAACAAACCUUUCAAAUUGUAUCUGCUGUUUCCUAAUGGCAGAAACAGAAUAAUGAGGCCCAUCUCCAUAAAGAAUCCAAUGGCUUCUCAUUCACCCCAUUUUUUUUGUAGUAAGACAUGAUAUUUAUGUGCAUUUAAAAAUACAAUGUGGAGGUCAAAUGUAAAUACAAUGGUCAUUAAUUAUUCUACAAUAUUCACUGUAAUAAGUGUUUCAGUAUUUUCUGACUAAUUCUUAGUCCUGCAAGUACUGUUCUAUAUCAUAACAUCUUCUGUUAUGGGAUUUGACGAUUAAGCCAUGACUGCAUGUUGUUGUGCAGUCCCUGUGGAGACAUCUUUAUUGCACAACCCAGGUAUGCCAAUGUUCUUGCACACACGCUAUCAGAGUGAAAAGAAGCUGUAGCGUGAACUGAAAUGUAUGUUUUGCCUGGACACAAGCGGACUGCCUUUUCAGUCCCUUCACGCUUUAGGAAAAAAUCAGGAUUACAAUACUUCCAUGUGACAUUGAGAUUUAUUCUUCAAAAAAAAUCAAUUCUUCCUCAAAUAAAGUCUGGUGUGCAAUAUUCUUGCCCAAUAAGCAAGCAUUGCUGCCUCAUCUAAUUAAGAGACUUUGUCACAUUUAUCACAAUUUUUCUUCACAAAGAACAACCAGUUUGAAAUUUCAAAGUCUUUGUUUCUUCAGUGCACAGUUGAUAGCAAUAUAAAUCAGGAACAACACACUCCAAAACUACUUAUUUUAGUGUUUGUAUUUUGUAAACGGUGGCCAGUGAGCUUGCCUGAGUUAUUUUUGCACAAGCCGAAUUCUAAUCAUUGUAACUAGAUGUACAUGCUGGUAUGGUCAAGGUGACCUUCGUAAUAGCUUCUGCUUUGCCAAGGUCUUUCCAUAGUGUGCCAUUAUCUUUGCAUGCAGAGUAUGUUUUAGAAAGUUAGAUUAUCCCUAUGUUGUCGGAUUGUUUAAAAUUCCACAAAUCAAAAGAGUUGGCCCAGAUUAUCUACAGGGAACAUCAUAAAUGCUUAUUCUCUUUGGGACAUUGGUGAUGUUUGGAACAGUGUUUGUGUAACCUUCUAACUUGCACCUCAUAACUGCUUCCUCCAGUAUGCACAGAAAUAGUUUCCCUGAAGAGAUGAAAUAUAAUCAUUUGCAAGAAUCUUAACAGUAACUAAGCGCAGAUUUCCGCAAAAGGACCUGGGGUGGCAAGAGGCAAAUUGGAUCCGAGUUUGGCCAGUUCAUUUGAGAGGUUACCAAGUAGUAAAUCUUAGUUUCAAUUGAGGAACACUGAAGAAGGUCUGAGGAACCCUAGUGCAAAUUAAUCAAAUAGCAGGGUUUAGAUACAAAUGAAACACUUGCAAUGAGAGAGUACAUCUGUAGAUCAGCCCUAAUUACCAACCCACCCCCCACCCUCACACCCCCUAAAAAUGUUGUGAACAUUUAUGGCUUACUCCAAGAACUUAAGUCUAACCCAAGAUAUAUAUUUUUUGUGAAUUCCCCUAUCCCCUUUCCUCUUCACAAUUUGGACUGACCCCUGCCAUACUUGGUGGAUGUUGUAAUGAAAAAUAUCAAGGUUGACUGCUAGAACAUUGGGUACUAUAGUACUGUGAGAUACUAACAAGUUAAUGUAUAACAUGGGAAUAGUCUUUAUGGUUUUUACCCUGUUUGGCCCCCAUGUCUAUUUUCAUGUGUGGUAUUAUGCCAAGAUCUGCAAGUAACAGUGCUGUUGGCUUUUUGUGUUUCUUCAUGUUUUAUGUUGGUGAGUGAAUUUUUUGUGUGUUUAAGUAGUAGCAAUAACUAGCUGUGUUACAUUGGGAGUUGCGGGUAAAAAUGUCAGCCUGAAGGUUGAGACCAGAGACUCAGAAUUCCACCUCGUCUUCAUCUAUCAAAUAAUUUUGCCCUAAAAUUCAGUCUUAAUUCUGUACGGUCUUAAAUUUUAAUUCAAUGGUAUUAUAGACUAAAACGAUGUGGAAUUUCAGGCCUCAGAUUCCUCAUGUGAAUUUCAUUCCUCAUUUGACGUUAAUUGUUUAAUCUGCUGUGGAGAAAACUCAUUAUUGACAAGUGAAUCACUGUCUCUGUGUGAAUCACAUCCUUGUUUUUCUGAUCUGUUACAGCUAUCACUCCAGCUCACACAGCAAACACUGAAUCCCUUUGGCCAGCACAGGCCUGAUCUUGUUUUCAGAUCAAAUAGCUGUUUUCCACUGGUAAAAUGUCAAAUAUAUAUAUUAUUUUAUAUAUAUAUAUUAUAUAUAUUAUUUAACUCAAAUAGCA
Callorhinchus milii (elephant shark) is the source of this 5327-nucleotide messenger RNA. RefSeq names its product phosphodiesterase 5A, cGMP-specific, b (gene pde5ab). The transcript is spliced from 21 exons. The coding region runs from base 341 to 2902 and encodes 853 amino acids. Gene Ontology annotation, molecular function: 3',5'-cyclic-GMP phosphodiesterase activity; protein binding. The record is from RefSeq and is a predicted model, not a curated record. Gene Ontology annotation, biological process: signal transduction. Lineage: Eukaryota; Metazoa; Chordata; Chondrichthyes; Chimaeriformes; Callorhinchidae.